Molecule: messenger RNA, 2361 nt
Organism: Mesocricetus auratus (golden hamster)
Lineage: Eukaryota; Metazoa; Chordata; Mammalia; Rodentia; Cricetidae
Gene: Dars1
Product: aspartyl-tRNA synthetase 1
Exons: 16
Coding region: 146-1651 (501 amino acids)
Biological process (GO): aspartyl-tRNA aminoacylation
Cellular component (GO): aminoacyl-tRNA synthetase multienzyme complex; cytoplasm; cytosol
Molecular function (GO): RNA binding; aspartate-tRNA ligase activity; ATP binding
Source: RefSeq, a predicted model, not a curated record
UCCGAAGCCAGAGCCGCACGCGGUGUCUGGUGCUUAAAACCCGGGCUGGGCGGGCCAGACGGUGCGGGGAGGGAGACGUUCUUUGGCCUGCCGUACGGAAGCCUGCGAGGGAGGGUGGUAUCCACUCCCCAAGUCCAGUGUCCCGAUGCCCAGCGCCAACGCCAGCCGCAAGGGUCAGGAGAAGCCGCGGGAGAUCGUGGACGCGGCGGAAGAUUAUGCUAAAGAAAGAUAUGGGGUAUCCUCUAUGAUACAAUCACAAGAAAAACCAGAUAGAGUUUUGGUUCGAGUUAAAGACUUGACAGUACAAAAGGCUGAUGAUGUUGUUUGGGUCCGUGCAAGAGUUCAUACAAGCAGAGCAAAAGGGAAGCAGUGCUUCUUAGUCCUGAGGCAGCAGCAGUUUAAUGUCCAGGCUCUUGUGGCUGUGGGAGACCAUGCGAGCAAGCAGAUGGUUAAAUUUGCUGCCAACAUUAACAAAGAAAGUAUUGUUGACGUGGAAGGCGUUGUGAGAAAAGUAAAUCAGAAAAUUGGAAGCUGUACACAGCAAGAUGUUGAGUUACAUGUCCAGAAGAUUUAUGUGAUCAGUUUAGCUGAACCUCGCCUUCCCUUGCAACUGGAUGACGCCAUCCGGCCUGAAGUGGAAGGUGAAGAGGAAGGAAGAGCUACUGUUAACCAGGAUACAAGAUUAGACAACAGAGUCAUUGAUCUUCGGACAUCAACUAGUCAAGCCAUCUUCCGUCUCCAGUCCGGCAUCUGCCAUCUCUUCCGAGAAACUUUAAUUAACAAAGGUUUUGUGGAAAUCCAAACUCCUAAAAUUAUUUCAGCUGCCAGUGAAGGAGGAGCCAAUGUUUUUACUGUGUCCUACUUUAAAAAUAAUGCCUACCUCGCUCAGUCCCCACAGCUAUAUAAGCAGAUGUGCAUAUGUGCUGAUUUUGAGAAGGUUUUCUGCAUUGGACCAGUUUUCAGAGCUGAAGACUCCAAUACCCAUAGACAUCUGACUGAAUUUGUUGGUUUGGAUAUUGAAAUGGCUUUUAAUUAUCAUUACCAUGAAGUUGUAGAAGAAAUUGCUGACACCUUGGUGCAAAUAUUCAAAGGACUUCAAGAAAGGUUUCAGACUGAAAUUCAAACUGUGAAUAAGCAGUUCCCAUGUGAGCCAUUCAAAUUUUUGGAGCCAACUUUAAGACUGGAGUAUUGUGAAGCUUUGGCUAUGCUUAGAGAAGCAGGAGUUGACAUGGGCGAUGAGGAAGAUCUAAGUACACCAAAUGAAAAGCUGUUGGGUCGUUUGGUGAAGGAAAAGUAUGAUACAGACUUUUAUGUUCUUGAUAAAUAUCCAUUGGCUGUAAGACCUUUCUACACCAUGCCUGACCCAAGAAAUCCUAAACACUCCAACUCUUAUGAUAUGUUCAUGAGAGGAGAAGAAAUAUUGUCUGGAGCACAAAGGAUACAUGAUCCUCAGUUGCUAACAGAAAGAGCUUUGCACCAUGGAAUUGAUUUGGAGAAAAUCAAAGCUUACAUUGAUUCCUUCCGCUUUGGAGCCCCUCCUCAUGCUGGUGGAGGCAUUGGAUUGGAAAGGGUGACGAUGCUGUUUUUAGGAUUGCAUAAUGUACGUCAGACAUCAAUGUUCCCUCGUGACCCCAAACGACUCACGCCUUAAAGCCACACUGUUUAUUCUCUCCAAUAAUCUGCUAUUGGUCAGACUAUACCUGAGAAACUUAAGUUAUGCAGUAGAAUAACUGUCUUACUAAAGUGCCACGAUUAUUUUUUAAGUAGUUCAGUACAAAUUAAUUUAAGAAAAAGCAUUUUAAACUUCAGAUAUGUUUCAAUAGGAAAUGCUUGAACUUUUUUUUGUUUAUUUUUUUCGAGACAGGGUUUCUCUGUAUUGUUUUGGAGGCUAUCCUGGAAUUGGCUCUGUAGACCAGGAUGGCCUCAAACUCACAGAGAUCCACCUGCCUCUGCCUCCCGAGUGCUAGGGUUAAAGGCGUGCGCCACCAAUGCCCGGCUGCUUGAACAUUUUAAAUGAGAAAUUUCUAUCGUUAAAAUUCAGUCUAUCACUACAGAAAUAUUAGGGGAAUUUUAAGCAGUUUAAGAAUGCAUAAAUUUUUUCUAUAUUAUGGUGGCCAUAGUACUAAUAUCAUAAAUUUUCAGUAUUUGAACUUUUAACUCUUGACAUUAAGAAAGAAUUGGAGAAAUAACCAAGAUUUAACAUAUACAAAAUUGGUAUGUCAUGGGAAAAUAGAGUAUGAGUUCUUAAAUGUUACCUGCAGAAAUCACGUGAAGCAGAUGAGAAAACUGGCUAGAAACAGUAACACCAAACAAAACAUUGUUCAAUUCUGAGGUUGAAAUUCAAUAAAAACUUAAAGCUAA